Oryza brachyantha (malo sina) is the source of this 1043-nucleotide messenger RNA. RefSeq names its product protein kintoun-like. The coding region runs from base 92 to 835 and encodes 247 amino acids. NCBI's taxonomy places the organism in Eukaryota, Viridiplantae, Streptophyta, Magnoliopsida, Poales, Poaceae. The transcript has 2 exons. The record is from RefSeq and is a predicted model, not a curated record.
CCUGAAACUGAUCGAUAUAUACAUGAUAGUAGCUCGCCUGAGUUGCUGAGCACCUGGGCUGAGAUCAGUGAUCACCACCAGCCAGCCAGCCAUGGCCGCCGCCGGGCCGCGCACCUACGCCGACUUCGUGCCGCCGCACAAGCUGGUCGAGAAGGCCGACAAGAAGGUCCUCCAGAUCGACCUCUCCGGGAAAGGGUUCAAGAAGGAGCAGCUGAGGGUGCAGAUCGACAACCACGGGAGGCUGCGGAUCAGCGGCGAGCGGCAGGUCUCCGGCAACCAGUGGAGCCGCUUCUACAAGGAGUUCCAGGUCCCGGAGGACUGCAACGCCGGCGACGUCCGCGCCAGGUUCGAGUCCAAGGACCGCGUCCUCCACGUCAUCAUGCCCAAGCUGUCGCCGGAGGAGCCGCCCAAGCCCACGCCCGCGCCCGCCGCCGCACCAGGCGCGAAAACGCGCGCCGGCGCCGGCAGCAACGGCCAGGGAGCCACCGCGCCCGCCGGCCCCGGCCAUGGCGCCGCCGCCGCCGCCGCGCAGCAAACCGCUGCUGCACCGACCGAAGAGCAGGACGAGGAAGAAAGAGAAGAAUAUAAGCACACAGGCCACGACGACGGCGGCGACGAUGGCGGCAGGGAGGAUGCGUCCGACGAGCCUGCAGCCACCACCGUCUCGGGCGCCAGCCUGAGGAGGAAGACGCCGUGGCCGGUGCUCCUCGCCGUCGUGCUGGCCUUGCUUGCCGCAGCUGGAUUCUACGCCAAGUACAGGCUGAUGGAUCCGUCGGCUGAUCAGCCGGCGCCGGCGGACGGCGGCGUGCAGCUCUUCGGCUUCUCCGACCAGUAAUCAUGUGUGCGUGCGCCGCCAGAACGACGUGUAAGUUUCGAAAGCCGCACGUAGCUUACACGUCGUUGAACGAUAGUACCUUGUACAGAUGGUGACUGAUGCCAAUUGCCAACGUUUCCUUUCGGAAUACGUGUGAAAAAUGUCAAUGUAAAUGUUAUGUGCGAGCGAAUUAAUUGAAGAGUAAAUUUGCAAUCGAUUGCAGCAUCUA